UUUACGUCAACGUCAGGAUGAGCGUGAAGCAGUACAUCCAUCCGAGGAACAAGUACAAACGAUCGUCGGACUACAAGCGGCUCGCGGUCAUGUAUCCGGAGUUCCGCGAAAUCGCGGUUAUGGACUUCGCGGGAAAGGUUAGGAUCGACUUCCGAGACCGGAGGAGUCUGCACGUGCUGACGGAGACGCUUCUGAAGCACGAUUUCGAUCUGCACGUGAGCAUCCCGGCGGACAAGCUGAACCCGGCGAUUCCGCUGCGCCUGAAUUACAUUCUGUGGAUGGAGGAUCUGAUGACCCACUCCAAGUUGGAGAUGGAGAGAGUCACGGGCAUCGACGUCGGGACAGGAGCAAUUUGUAUUUACGCUCUGUUGCUGGCGAAAAUCUACAAGUGUCGCGUGAUCGGCACGGAAGUGGACAAGGAGAGCGUGGAGCACGCCCGGGAGUGCGCAAGGAGAAACAAAUUGCAGGAUUUAAUUGAAAUAAUUACAGUGAACUCCGAUAGGAUCUUGAAGGACGCGCUGCGGGACGACGGAGUCUACGAUUUCUCGAUGUGCAACCCGCCGUUUUUCGCCAGUGAGAGCGAUGGCCUCGAGGAAGUCGCGAAGGUCCUGCCGCCGAGGAACGCGCCCACUGGAAAUGACGGCGAGCUGAUGACCGCGGGUGGUGAAGUGGGCUUCGUGACGAGGAUGAUCGAGGAGAGUGUCGAGGUGGGGGAACGAGUGAAGAUCUACAGCACGAUGAUCGGCAGGAAAGCCGACCUGGUCGCCUUGAGACGAUUGCUGAGAGCGAAAGAUAUAAAGAACAUGACGUGGACGGAGUUCUGCCAGGGUUACACAACACGAUGGGGCUUGGCCUGGAGCUUCCUGCCGCAGAGCGUUGUGAAUCUAACUACAGCGCCUGUCAUCAGAAAACGCGGCAAGUCGAUAGUGCGAUCGUUAAAGAAUUAUAAAACCUCGAUAGCGUUUCCCGCGGAGGAUAAGUUUUCCUGCAUCGACGAUGUGGUCAGCUUUUUGAGGACGACGGCGAAAGAGUUGAACAUCAAGAUGCAAGACGUACCCAUUCCUGAGGAUCACUUCGACAGCUGGGCGUGCCAAGUGACGGCUGGAGAAAGAUCGUGGGAGCAUACGCGCAGGAAGCGGCGUUUGGCGCAACGAAUUGGCGCGUUGAAGAGAGCGAGGGGCGAGGACGGCGAGUGUACCGCGGCGAAUACGUGCGCCGGGGAAACUUCGAUUGAAGCCGGAAACGACGCGAAAGCUGCGCGCGAGGCAAACUCCGAUGGAGAAUCGCCUGACAAAAAUGGUCCCUCGCUCGUUUGUAAGCUCUGGGUAGAGGCCGAAGGUCCCGAUUCUGAGGAUGUGAUUGCGCGACCUGACGAGACCUUCAGGAUAUGGAUGGUGUUCGAGAACGGGCACGGCGGUUUGGACGCGUUACACUCGCUACGGCAGUACCUGAUAAACAGACUGGGAGUGAGGGAGAGGAUUCGAGAUGAUCCGUCGAAGACGUUUAAGAGAAAGAGAAAGAAGAGGUUGAAGAAGAACGCCGAGACGGAAGAGUCGCUUCGGUCGCGGUCGGGCAGCGGAAAGGAUUUGGCGAGCGACGAACAGGAAACGCGGGAAAUUCCGGAGGUUCUUAAUUAGAUGAUUAGCCGUGUUAUACAUAUAAAACAAUUUUAUUCCAUGCAACAUGUCAAAGAAAAGUCUGCAACAGGAAAGUAUAUGUAAACCAGAUUUAUGUAACGUCUUCUUUUUAUUUCAUGAUAUAUGUAAAGUUUUCGCGCAACUUUUUUUUUAAUUGUUUAAUAGACCCCCCCUCCCCUAUAUAAUUAUUACUAUUCUCUCUUUAUAGUACAAUUUGACUAAGUGCAAUGCGGUAAUUUUUGUCAUUAUGAUUAUUAUUGCGAUGCGAAAGUAUGCAUCCGUCGAGAGAGACAGCGGUGGAGAUCGACGAUCGAUCGACUGACUAUGACUGAUUAAUUGAUCGUUCUUUCACUGUCACGCGCAAGAAGAGUUGCUGGCGCGUCUCUUCAGGCCCGCGAAAUCUCGCGUAAAAUCUACGAGGGCUGCAACGGAAAAAAAAAAAAAAUAUAUAUAUAUAUAUAUAAUCGGUACUAUUUUCUUCAAUAAAUCAAAAUCGCGAAAACCCCGCGACACUCGGCUACUUAAAUCAGGACUAUCGACUAUGUCGCGGCACAUAUUGCUCUUCGGUCGAAGAGACCGCGGCGAGAGACUUCUGGACCUGGCCGCGGACGGAUCCGUGCGGAGCCGGCGAAACGAACUAAUAAGUAAUAUUAACAGCGCAGGGUAACAAUCGCUUUCCUUUACGGUCCUAAGACUAUAAUCGCGAAACUCGAAAUCGGCUACGACUCGAUUAAUUAACAAAUUGGCCAUUAACGUCCAAAAUUACAUCGAAUAAGAACGCCAUUCGCUACAUCACACUCUCAUCAACCAUCACUCUCAAUGCGAUGAAUUUAAAGAUGCGUAGUAUAUCUUUACACAUUGAACAG
Messenger RNA from Wasmannia auropunctata (little fire ant), 2503 nucleotides. RefSeq names its product methyltransferase-like protein 16 homolog. The transcript has 6 exons. Bases 18 to 1637 code for a protein of 539 amino acids. Gene Ontology annotation, biological process: rRNA base methylation. Gene Ontology annotation, cellular component: nucleus. The record is from RefSeq and is a predicted model, not a curated record. Lineage: Eukaryota; Metazoa; Arthropoda; Insecta; Hymenoptera; Formicidae. Gene Ontology annotation, molecular function: 23S rRNA (adenine(1618)-N(6))-methyltransferase activity.